Fraxinus pennsylvanica is the source of this 1737-nucleotide messenger RNA. NCBI's taxonomy places the organism in Eukaryota, Viridiplantae, Streptophyta, Magnoliopsida, Lamiales, Oleaceae. The record is from the annotation of a GenBank genome assembly.
AUGGGAGAAAAUUUUCCAUCAAUUAUGUUUAUUGGAGUUCUUACUUUAGCAUUGUGUGUUUUCCCUGGUUUUGUUCUAUCUCAGAAUGAAGGCACCAUCAGGCACUACAAAUUUAAUAUUCAAAUGAAAACUGUGACGCGACUAUGCCAUACAAAAAGUGUGGUGACGGUAAAUGGUAAAUUUCCUGGACCUCGUAUCACGGCUAUGGAAGGUGAUCGCCUUCUGAUUGAAGUCGUUAAUCAUGUCCCGAACAACAUCUCCAUCCAUUGGCACGGGAUUAGGCAGCUUCGUAGUGGAUGGUCAGAUGGACCAGCAUAUAUUACACAAUGUCCUAUCCAAACUGGACAAAGCUAUGUGUACAAUUUCACUGUUGUAGGCCAAAGAGGAACUCUUUGGUGGCAUGCACAUAUUUCAUGGCUAAGAUCAACUCUCUAUGGCCCUAUAAUCAUUCUUCCCAAACAAGGCACCCCUUAUCCAUUUGCUAAACCCUAUAAUGAAGUUCCCAUCAUCUUUGGAGAAUGGUUCAAUGCUGAUCCUGAGGCCAUAAUUAGCCAAGCCUUGCAAACAGGAGGUGGCCCCAAUGUUUCUGAUGCGUAUACCAUCAACGGACUGCCAGGGCCGUUGUAUAAUUGCUCGACCAAAGAUACUUUUAAACUGAAAGUGAAACCUGGAAAGACUUAUCUUUUUCGAUUAAUCAACGCUGCACUCAACGACGAGCUCUUUUUCAGCGUAGCAAACCAUACAUUCACAGUUGUUGAAACUGAUGCCAUUUAUGUGAAACCUUUUGAGACUGAAACACUUGUUAUUACCCCCGGCCAAACCACUAAUGUUCUUCUCAAGACUAAAUCCCACUUCCCGAAUGCCUCUUUCUUCAUGAUGGCUAGACCAUAUGUUACAGGCCAAGGCACAUUCGACAAUUCCACCGUUGCUGGCAUCCUUAAUUAUGUCAUUCCAUCAAACAUUCGCCAUUCGAAAAAACUUCCAUUAUUCACACCAUCCCUACCGGCCCUAAAUGACACUAAUUUUGUCACUAAUUUCACGAAUAAAUUACGCAGUUUAGCAACUCCUCAAUUCCCUGCCAAUGUUCCCAAGAAAGUCGAUAAACACUUCUUUUUCACAGUUGGCCUUGGAACGAGUCCGUGUGAUAAAAGAAAUCAAACCUGCCAAGGACCUAAUGGAACAAAAUUUUCUGCUUCUGUUAACAAUGUAUCUUUUGUACAACCAAACACAGCCCUCCUCCAAGCACACUAUUCUGGACAAUCAAACGGCCUCUAUAGCCCAUAUUUUCCUGUAAAUCCACUUCACUGGUUUAACUAUACAGGAACCCCUCCAAACAACACUAUGGUCAGCAAUGGAACCAAACUUAUGGUUCUUCCUUUCAAUACAAGUGUAGAACUAAUUAUGCAGGAUACAAGCAUUCUUGGUGCUGAGAGCCACCCUCUUCAUCUCCAUGGCUUCAAUUUCUUUGUUGUUGGACAAGGUUUCGGAAACUUUGAUCCGAACAAGGACCCAAAGAACUUCAACCUUGUCGAUCCCAUUGAAAGAAACACCAUGGGUGUGCCCUCUGGUGGAUGGGUUGCUAUCAGGUUUUUAGCAGACAAUCCAGGUGUGUGGUUCAUGCAUUGCCACCUAGAAGUUCACACAAGCUGGGGUUUGAAGAUGGCAUGGCUAGUUUUAGAUGGAAAACUUCCCAAUCAGAAGUUGCUUCCACCACCUGCAGAUCUUCCCAAAUGUUGA